Styela clava is the source of this 890-nucleotide messenger RNA. NCBI's taxonomy places the organism in Eukaryota, Metazoa, Chordata, Ascidiacea, Stolidobranchia, Styelidae. The record is from RefSeq and is a predicted model, not a curated record.
UUUGGUGAUAUCAGCUGUCUUGUUUGUGUUGAUGUUACGUGGGACAGAUGCAGCAAUAGAGGCACCAGAAUCGAAGCAUUGCGUCCAUUCACUCCAUGCUCUACCAGACAAGUGGAAUAAGAUCGUCAGCCCUGGGUUUCCGAAUGGAAUCAAUACGCAGAUACAGUGCAGCUGGAUGAUUACGUCCAACCCUGGUUAUCGUAUAAAACUUGCGUUCCGUACUUUGAAUGUGACGGGAUCGCGAAGGAGUUGCUUCACUCAGUUCGUUGAAAUAUUUGACUACAAAAUCGGUCAUUCUGCGGGAAAGUUUUGUGGAGCGAGUAGACCCGGUGAUUACGUAUCUUGGGGAACACGGGUACGGUUUGACCUGCAAGGAGACACAUCAGGAGAAAACACAGAAGGAUUUGACUUAAGAUAUAUAGCUACAAAAGAGCCGGGCGGAUUUAAAACACAUUGGACGUUCCCACUAAAGCCCAAGAAAGGGGGAACAAAGAAGGCAAAGAAACCUAAAGCUGGUAAACCGAAAAGGAAGAACAAAGGUCCGGAAAGCUCUGCAUCCCAAAAACCGAUGACAUCACAGGCCAUGCUAGACGUUAUAACGGUAGCAGAGAAAGUGGAAGUACCUUUGAACAUCUACAUCAUAGCUGGAGUUGCAGCGGGGGGAGUUGUAGCUUUGACGAUCAUUUUUAUUCUCAAUCAGAUCAUAUAACUUCAGACGUGUAGCUGGGCCACAAAAAAAUUGUUUUUCCUUGUUCACGACUAAUUAAAAAAUUAGCGCCGCGGGAAAGGCAAGAGGACAAUGUGGCUCUCCCUUACUCUUCCGAUAAUAAAGGCACCCGACAAAACGGUAAAAGACGAUCGGGUUGUGCUGCCUGUUUCACACCCAUGGU